Molecule: messenger RNA, 451 nt
Organism: Staurois parvus
Lineage: Eukaryota; Metazoa; Chordata; Amphibia; Anura; Ranidae
Source: the annotation of a GenBank genome assembly
CUCUGGUCAUCUCCUGUAGUAUGUCCACCGUCUCUGGUCAUCUCCUGUAGUAUGUCCGCAGUCUCUGGUCAUCUCCUGUAGUAUGUCCGCCGUCUCUGGUCAUCUCCUGUACUAUGUCCGCAGUCUCUGGUCAUCUCUUGUAGUAUGUCCGCCGUCUCUGGUCAUCUCCUGUAGUAUGUCCGCAGUCUCUGGUCAUCUCCUGUAGUUUGUCCGCCGUCUCUGGUCAUCUCCUGUACUAUGUCCGCAGUCUCUGGUCAUCUCUUGUAUGUGUCCGCAGUCUCUGGUCAUCUCCUGUACUAUGUCUGCAGUCUCUGGUCAUCUCCUGUACUAUGUCCGCUGUCUCUGGUCAUCUCCUAUACUAUGUCUGCAGUCUCAGGUCAUCUCUUGUAGUAUGUCCGCCAUCUCUGGUCAUCUCCUGUACUAUGUCCGCUGUCUCUGGUCAUCUCCUGUA